Magnolia sinica is the source of this 1708-nucleotide messenger RNA. RefSeq names its product F-box/FBD/LRR-repeat protein At1g13570-like. NCBI's taxonomy places the organism in Eukaryota, Viridiplantae, Streptophyta, Magnoliopsida, Magnoliales, Magnoliaceae. Gene Ontology annotation, molecular function: protein binding. The record is from RefSeq and is a predicted model, not a curated record. The transcript has 3 exons. Bases 180 to 1682 code for a protein of 500 amino acids.
AGGUUUUUUUUUUUUUGGUGAGCAUUCAAUUUCGAUAGCUUCUUCCUUUACAACUCAGUCUGAUUAAGCGGAUUUUCGUAGCACUGGUUCUUCAAACCCCACCUCGAAUUGGACCGAACCAGUUCAAUCCACACCGUCUAGUUGGAGAAUCCUAACAUCAGUUUCAAAAGAAGAAAGCUAUGGAGAAAAGCAAUGACAGAAUCAGCGAACUACCUGAUGACAUGCUUCAUUCCAUCCUUUUCAAGAUGCCGAUGAAAUUCAUCAUAAGAACAAGCAUUCUCUCAAGGAGAUGGAGAAACUUGUGGAAACCCAUUUGGGCUUAUGCCACUGCUCUCGAUUUGGGUGCUGAAUUCGCGACUGGCCAAACUCCAGAAGAAUUCGUGGCUACUGUUAACCGAUAUCUACAACUCCACAAAGGCAAGGAGAUCCAGAUUUUUCGGCUCCCAUACAUUCCAUGCAAUCCGUCAGAUGCUGAGAAAUGGGUUGAAUUCGCAAUAGCAAAAGGAGUUAAGGAGCUUCACAUCGACUUCUGUAAACCGUUUAAGGAAAGUAAGCUUUGUAAAUUGCCAAACUCCCUCCUUAGUUGUGAUUUUUUAACAGAAUUAAAAUUGAGUCGCUGUGAUUUCAGCCCACUUUUGGAUUUCAAAGGUUGCCCCUACCUCAAAACUCUCCACCUAAGCCAUGUUACAGUUACAGAUGCCCUGUUUGAAAGAAUGCUUUCAAAUUGCCCCCUUCUAGAGCAAUUGAGUUUAAGGUUUUGUCUUGAGCUGACUCAUAUCAAGGUUUCCGCACCGGAUCUUCCACUUAAGACCUUGAUAGUUGUUGAAUGUUUGGAUGCCGUUGAGAUUGAGAUUUUUGCUCCGAACCUCCAAUCAUUCCGUUUUUAUGGUGAUUUUAUUCCUAUGUAUUUCGAGAACAUUUCGAGUUUGGUGGAUGUCCUUAUCGAUGGCAUAUGUAGAGAGGAUCACGAUCUUGGGAAAGAUUGUAUUGGUGUUUUGCACCAUCUUGAACAUGUUAAGACUAUGACAUUGUUUAGUGGCUCGCUUGAGUAUGUAGGUUUAGUAGAGGAAUAUACACCCGAAGAUUUGCCUCUUGCAUUCCACAAUUUGCAAGAAUUGCAGCUAUUGAUGGAAUGGUAUGAUCGUAGCUAUCUGCCCUGCGUCUAUAGUUUCUUCGAAAACUGUCUAUGCCCUUGUCUAAUGAUGCUUUUCAUUUAUUUUCCGGCCAAUGACGACCCCUCUCAAAGUGACUACCAAUUCGAGGAACUUAUAGCAGAGGACACUCCGGACAUUGUGUUUGAUAAUCUGAAGGCGAUAAAAAUGAAUGGCUUUACAGGACUCAAGGAUGAAAUGCAGUUGGUGAAAUUUUUCUUAGAGAAUGCUAUUGGACUAGAGUAUUUGGUUUUGGUAGCUCCUGAGAAAGCUGCCAGUGACGUGAAGAAGGAUUCUGUAUCGGAGUGUAUAUCUGACCAUGCAUAUUCUUGUUUUCUUAACAAGCAUAUAUUGAUAUUGUCUGAAUCCGCCGACGCGCCAAUGGAACUUCUUUGUGAACAACUAUUUAUCUUAGUAAAGGCAUCAUCAUCAGAUGCUCAGGUAUUAAUAUGUGAAUAUUCGGACUACAAUGGUGUUUUAUUCCCCACACAUAGAGGGGUAGCUUUGUAUCCAUAUAGUAUAUUUUAUUAGUUUGGUCUAUAAAUUGGGAUUCUACA